Molecule: messenger RNA, 552 nt
Organism: Sugiyamaella lignohabitans
Lineage: Eukaryota; Fungi; Ascomycota; Dipodascomycetes; Dipodascales; Trichomonascaceae
Exons: 1
Coding region: 1-552 (183 amino acids)
Biological process (GO): regulation of transcription by RNA polymerase II
Molecular function (GO): RNA polymerase II cis-regulatory region sequence-specific DNA binding; DNA-binding transcription factor activity, RNA polymerase II-specific; protein dimerization activity
Source: RefSeq, a predicted model, not a curated record
AUGACUGACAAUUACCAUGCCUCGAAUGACCUCUUACCAGGUAAAGCUAGUGAUGUCAAUGAUCAAAGUAAUAAUAGGCAUGAGGAACAAUUUCAAGAUACAGCUGCUAAAGCAACCAAUGGUAUCAAACAUGAACCGCAAGCAAGUAACUUAGAGCCGUUGCCGCCUAAGAAAAUUAGAAGGAAAGCAAGCACCUUACCACCACCAGUAGCGCGAAAAGACAAGGGAGCUGCUCUAUCUUUGGAAGAAAAAAAAGCCAACCAUAUUGCAUCUGAGCAAAGACGCCGACAAGCUAUCAGACAGGAAUUUGAUAAAAUUUGUGAGCUUGUACCAGAUUUAGAUUUGUCUAAAAGUAGGAGUGAAGUGGUUGUCCUUGAAAGAACAGUGUCGUUUUUAUUACAUUUGAUGGAAGAGAAUAAGGCACUUCGCGAGCUUGCGACGUCACACUCCAUCGAAUUGCCGGCAGAUCUGGCGGCUGAUACUGAUAAUCGUAGAAUUAUCCCGGCUAAUUCGGCUUCUGGAUAUGAAACGAGCACGCACUCACGAAGUUAA